AACCGGAAGUACUCGGUGGGGAGCUCAGGGAAGUCAGUGUGUGUGUAUUCACUCUCCUCUGGAGGAGCCGACAAUGUCCAUUGAUCAGUAUUGGUGACUAAUUGAGUGGGUUGAAGCAUGCAUUGAUUUGGAAUAGUCAUGGUCCGUUCUGCGUAUUCAGUUUAUCGGAGAUUAAAUGGUCUUUUCACUGUGUACAAACCCCCCGAUGUUAGCUGGAAGCUGGUCCGUGACAUAGUGGAGACAAACCUACUAAAAGACCUGAACUCCCUAGAACAGCGUGCACCUCGUCACCAAGUCCGAUUUCUGCCUGCUGCUACAGAAGGUACCAAUGGGGUACAGAUAACCAGGGUUGCUACUGCCGUGCCCGUUUUGGCAGAUCAUGCACUGGUUAAAGGAGAAUCGUGCUCUCAUCUUAAAGUCGGAGCUGGGCACAGGCUGGAUGUUAGGUCAUCUGGGGUCUUUGUGUUGGGUGUUGGCCAAGGGAACCGGCUUUUAACCGAUAUGUACAGCAGCCAUUGUACCAGGGAUUACACCGUUUCCGGUCUUUUUGGAAAAGCUACAGAAGAUUUCUCAGACACUGGGAAGGUGAUUGAGAAGACCACAUACAGUCACAUCACAAGAGACAAGUUUGAGCGGAUUCUGGCUAUGAUCCAAGGAAGCAACCAAAAGGCCUUGCUCAUGCAUACUCACAUGGAUCUGAGGAGUCAGGAAGCCUACGAGCUAGCAGUGGAAGGCCGCCUGCGACCCAUGGUGAAAUCCCCUCCCAUCAUCCUCGGAAUGCGUUGUUUGGAACUCUCUCCACCACACUUCACAUUAGAGAUAGAAUGUAUGCACGAAACGCAGCAGUAUCUGCGUAAAAUCGUUCACGAGAUCGGCCUGGAGCUGCGUUCCUCUGCUGUAUGCACUAAAGUGCGUCGCAUCCGGGACGGACCUUUCACUGUCGAUGGUGCUUUACUCCGAACACACUGGGAUCUCCAGAGCAUCUCCCAAGCCAUAAGCAAGAACAGAGGUCAAACUGCGGAACUGAUGAAGACAACCAUCUCAAAUCUGGAUCAGCAAAAUCAGUAUAGCAAGCCACAGACUACUGAGAGGGAGGAAGAGUUUCAGCAAUAGACUUAUCCCAACUGACAAUCCUCCCAAUUCUUAUAACCGCUCUACUAUAUGGACACCCAGGUAUAGCGUAGGAUAUCAUCCUAUGGCCCCAGGUGCCUCCAUUCAUUUAUCUAUACAGGAAAAGUCCUACAAAAUCUGCAAUCCGUUUUUCAAACUGUUUUCAAGGGCACCAAAUCCCAACCUUCCCUCCUGGUGAUCACCCCAGCAGGAUCUUGUGCAAUUUUUACAGCAAUAGAAGGGUUAACUGGCCGGGCCAAAUUCCAGCUAAACAUAUAUGUACUGCACACUGACAGUAAAAAGGAUUAACCUUCCUCAUAUGACAUCCCGGGCUAAGCGACCAGCUUUGCCACCUCGGAAUCUUUUAGGUUUGUCUGUUUUACAAACCAUUUAAAACCAGUUUGACAGGGACAGCACCAUAACCACUUCAGUAAGCUGCCGUGGUUAAAUUAACUCGAGACAAGGAUGCAAAAUGCCAGCAAUUUGCAAUAAUUUAUUUUAAAAUGAUCUGGAAUUUAAAAUAAUGCAUUUAUUAAAUAUUUCUUACAUUCA
This is a messenger RNA of Pelobates fuscus (common spadefoot toad), 1662 nucleotides long. RefSeq names its product TruB pseudouridine synthase family member 2 (gene TRUB2). The record is from RefSeq and is a predicted model, not a curated record. The coding region runs from base 139 to 1113 and encodes 324 amino acids. The transcript is spliced from 9 exons. Lineage: Eukaryota; Metazoa; Chordata; Amphibia; Anura; Pelobatidae. Gene Ontology annotation, molecular function: RNA binding; pseudouridine synthase activity. Gene Ontology annotation, biological process: pseudouridine synthesis; RNA processing.